Manduca sexta (tobacco hornworm) is the source of this 800-nucleotide messenger RNA. RefSeq names its product 28S ribosomal protein S11, mitochondrial (gene mRpS11). The transcript has 4 exons. Gene Ontology annotation, molecular function: structural constituent of ribosome; mRNA 5'-UTR binding; small ribosomal subunit rRNA binding. Gene Ontology annotation, biological process: ribosomal small subunit assembly; translation; maturation of SSU-rRNA from tricistronic rRNA transcript (SSU-rRNA, 5.8S rRNA, LSU-rRNA). Gene Ontology annotation, cellular component: mitochondrial small ribosomal subunit; ribosome. NCBI's taxonomy places the organism in Eukaryota, Metazoa, Arthropoda, Insecta, Lepidoptera, Sphingidae. The record is from RefSeq and is a predicted model, not a curated record. Bases 104 to 679 code for a protein of 191 amino acids.
GUGACAGCUACAUGUUUAUAGGUUAUAUUAGACAUUUACGAAAUAUCAGAUUCAGCUUAACUCGGAAUUAUAAAUUAAUAACACCCAGGAAUUGUGAAUAAAAAUGUUAAGUGCUAUCAGAAAUACUUUACGUGUGCCUGUUGCGAAUGUGGCGCGUUUAAUUCAGACGUCAGCGCCAGUGGCGACGGAAAGAUUUGAUCACAAAAGAAUACCAGCGGACGAUGAAGGUGUACAGGGAGAAAAAAUAGUUGAUCUCGACGCCGUUUUGAAAGCUAAACAAAACAUAUAUCCAACAUUGGAAUCGGAUUAUCAAUUAUAUGAUGGGAUACCUUACAAAGACCUACCUAUCUGCAACGUAAGAGUGAGCCACAACAACACCAUCUUCACAAUGACAGAUUCUGCAGGCAAAGUAAAAGUCAUAAGGUCUUGUGGUAUGGAGGGAUUCAAGAACACUAAAAAGGGAACAAAUAUUGCAGCACAGACCACUGCUAUAAGUAUAGCUACUAAAGCAAUAGACAGGGGUAUUAAAUCAAUCAGAGUGAGAGUGCAAGGACUUGGGCCUGGCCGCUUGUCUGCAGUGAAGGGCCUACAAAUGGGUGGCCUCCAGAUUGUGUCAAUUACAGACAACACACAUGUAUCUUGGAACCCUCCAAGACCAAGGAAAGCAAGGAGAUUGUAGAUAUUUAUAAAUAUAGUGAUGUAUAUGUUAGUAAAUAAAAGAAUUUAAAAUAAUAUGAAGUUGUAUAAACUUAUGAUUUAAUGAAUAUGUACAGUUUAAAUAGAUACAUUUAAAACCCAUA